Molecule: messenger RNA, 885 nt
Organism: Acanthosepion pharaonis
Lineage: Eukaryota; Metazoa; Mollusca; Cephalopoda; Sepiida; Sepiidae
Source: the annotation of a GenBank genome assembly
AUGGCAAUGAAUCGUUUAUUUUCCGUGUUUUUCUUCGAUGAUAACCUGGGCUUGCUGAACACACUUGACAUUCUUGAUAAUAUUAAAGACUCGAGGACGUGUUUUUUGCCACUUUUCUUUCCUCGCCUACUCCCUUUCUCCCUCCCAUACCUCAUACCCAUUUUUCAUUUUUUCCCUUCUAAAUUUCUUUGUUGCUUCUUUCAUCCUUUCUUCACACCCGCUUUCCUUCCUCCCGAGUUCCUUCUCGAUUUCAUUCGUCCGUUUCACGCAUCUUUUUGCGUUUCUGUCUUUAUUCCCUUCAUUUAUUUCACCAUCCUUUUACCCCUUAGUCCUGUUGCUUUCAUUUCCCUGCUAAUUUUCUUCCUUUCUCGGUCUUUCCUUCCUUCCUUCCCUCCCUUUUGUCUUUCCACUUUCAUUCUUUCCUUCCUUCCUUCCCUCCCUCCCUUUUGUCUUUCCACUUUCAUUCUUUCCUUCCUUCCUUCCCUCCCUCCCUUUUGUCUUUCCACUUUCAUUCUUUCCUUCCUUCCCUCCCUUUUGUCUUUCCCUUUCAUUCUUUCCUUCCUUCCUUCCCUCCCCCUUUUGUCUUUCCACUUUCAUUCUUUCCUUCCUUCCUUUUUGUCUUUCCUUUUUCAUUCUUUCCUUCCUUCCCUCCCUUUUGUCUUUCCACUUUCAUUCUUUCCUUCCUUCCUUCUCUCUAGAACCUGUCUGCAUUAUAUUCCUCAUUCUUCUUUUAUAAAUUACUUCACCUUUUUCUUACCGUCAUUCAUUACUAUUUACCCCUCCCCCCACACACACAUUUUUCAUUCUUUCACUUUUCUUCAUUCUCUUCAUACUUUAUUUCUCUCUUCCUGGUUUUCUUUUAUUCCUCCUUUUUUUCCUUUCUAA